This is a messenger RNA of Ceraceosorus guamensis, 3920 nucleotides long. Its product is annotated as antiviral helicase. The record is from RefSeq and is a predicted model, not a curated record. Gene Ontology annotation, biological process: maturation of 5.8S rRNA; RNA catabolic process. The transcript has 4 exons. Gene Ontology annotation, molecular function: ATP binding; RNA binding; RNA helicase activity. Bases 318 to 3914 code for a protein of 1198 amino acids. Lineage: Eukaryota; Fungi; Basidiomycota; Exobasidiomycetes; Ceraceosorales; Ceraceosoraceae. Gene Ontology annotation, cellular component: nucleus.
CGCGUGAGGUUGCGAUCACGUCGAGACAGACGACGGUCUCGACAUCAUCAUCAAGCUGCUGCCGCCGCCGCUGCCGAUGCUGCAUGCCCACCAUUGCCUGCUCAUCUUGGCCCGAACUUCUGCACUGUCCAGUCGCAACUCCUCCUCGAUAGCGCACGCUCUCCUCCACUCGUUCACACAGUCCGCUCGGCCAAUCCGUUGUCCGUGCUAGUGAACGCACACGCGGACGCUCACCCUGCAAGAGCCUCGCAACGGUCUCGACUCAUCCGACACGUCAUCACCGCCACCACCAUCACCACCCGCACCGCCCCUCCGUGAUGGAUCCAUCGGGCCUCUUUGACCAUUUAGAGAGCACCGAUGGCCGCAGCGACGAUGCGCAGCAGCGCCAAGCUGGUCCCUCCACUUUGACUCCUGCCGCUCCAUCGCCUUUGGCUGCAACAACAGACACGAGCUCCAAAGCUGCUCGCAAAGAGGCACGCCGUGCCGAGAGGGAAGCAAGAAAGAAGAGGGACAGGAGCAGAGAAGCGGACAGCGCAGCGCCAUCUCGCACUCCGACAGAGAGCAAUGGCAGCGGCGCGGCAAAUGGCGAGAGCGAUGGAACAGCUGCCACAGUCGCGCUGCCGCCUCCAAAGAAGCAGAAGAAGCACAAGGUGGUGAAUGGAGACACUGGGGCGGGGAGCACGGGCGCAAAUCCUCUCACCGUUCAGACGGCGCCUGUGCUCACCGACGAGUUUGUGGCAGAAGCGUCCAGGAAUCUGCCCGCAGAGGAGCCAGCGGGCCAGGCGGCCAAGGAUGCCAAGGUGGUCAAGACGGAGCAGGGAGCUGGCACAGCUUCCGUGCAAGCAGAUGGUGCUCCUACAGGUACGCUCUCGGACACUGUCACUGCUGCCGCCGCCGCAGAAGUGGCAGGAGGCGUAAUCGGAACAUCAGUGUCGGGCCCAUCAGCUGGAGGAGCGGCUGGCUCCAUGGAAAUUCGUCACUCGGUGCGUCAUCAGGUCGCUCUGCCUCCCGCCUAUCCCUACGUGCCCCUAUCAUCACACGUGCCUCCAGAGAAGCCGGCCCGAGAGUGGCCUUUCACCCUGGACCCCUUUCAACGCACCGCCAUCGCAUCCAUUCAGCGCGGCGAGAGCGUCUUGGUCUCGGCGCAUACAUCCGCCGGCAAGACGGUGGUGGCCGAGUACGCCAUUGCGCAGUGCCUCAAAGAAGGUCAGAGGGUCGUCUACACCAGUCCCAUCAAGGCUCUGUCGAAUCAGAAAUACAGAGAGAUGAGUGCAGAGUUUGGCGACGUCGGGCUGAUGACUGGCGAUGUCACCAUCAAUCCAAGCGCAUCCUGCUUGGUCAUGACCACCGAAAUCCUGCGAUCCAUGCUGUAUCGAGGCAGCGAGAUCAUGCGCGAGGUGGCUUGGGUCGUCUUUGACGAGAUCCACUACAUGCGAGACAAGGAGAGGGGGGUCGUGUGGGAGGAGACGAUCAUCUUGCUGCCUCGCAAGGUCAGGUACGUCUUUUUGUCCGCCACGAUUCCCAACGCCAUGCAGUUCGCGUCCUGGAUCGCGCACACGCACCAACAGCCUUGCCAUGUGGUGUAUACCGACUUUAGACCGACUCCUCUUCAGCACUACCUCUUUCCGCUCGGGGCAGAGGGUAUACACCUCGUCGUCGACGAAGCGGGUCGUUUUAGAGAAGACAAUUUCCAGGCAGCCAUGGGCGCCCUCAAUUCUGCCCGCGGAGAAGAUCCUGCUUCGGUGGAUGGCGGUAGCGGAAAGGGUCGCAAGGGUCAGACUCGCAAGGGCGGAGCUACAAAGGGACCGUCGGAUAUCUACAAGAUCGUCAGGAUGAUCAUGGUCAAAAAUUACAAUCCCGUCAUCGUGUUUGCCUUUUCCAAACGCGAAUGCGAGGGUUUGGCCUUGCAGAUGGCCAAGCUGGAGUUUAACAAUGACGACGAGAAGAAUAUGGUGGGCACGGUGUUCAACAAUGCCAUCACUGCGCUUUCGGAAGAGGACCGCGCACUUCCCCAGAUUGAACAUUUGCUGCCUUUGCUGCGGAGGGGCAUUGGGAUUCACCACGGAGGUCUUUUGCCCAUCCUCAAGGAGGUCAUCGAGAUUCUCUUCCAAGAAGGCUUGAUCAAGGUGUUGUUCGCCACCGAGACCUUUUCUAUUGGCCUCAACAUGCCUGCCAAGACGGUCGUCUUCACCUCGGUGCGCAAAUUUGACGGGACAGAAAAUCGAAAUUUGACUUCGGGCGAGUUUAUUCAGAUGAGCGGGCGAGCAGGUAGACGAGGGCUGGAUGAUCGAGGCAUUGUGAUUAUGAUGUUUGAUGAGAAGCUCGAGCCAGCGGACGCCAAGACGAUGGUCAAGGGAGAGGCCGACAGGCUGAAUAGCGCUUUUCAUCUCGGCUACAAUAUGAUUCUGAACCUCAUGCGCGUCGAGGGCAUCUCACCCGAGUACAUGCUCGAACGCUGCUUUUUCCAAUUCCAAAGCGCUGCAUCCGUGCCCGAGCUGGAGGGCAAGCUGGCAUCGCAGCGCAAGGAGCUCGAGCAAGCCGUGGUGCCGGACGAAGAGCAGACGGAGGAGUACUUUGCGCUGAAGCACCAACUCCAGGAGCUGCAGAGCGAUGUCAGAGAAGUCGUAACUCAUCCGACCUAUGCCUUGCCAUUCUUGCAGCCAGGUAGAUUGGCGCACGUGCAGCACGAGGAUCUCGACUUUGGAUGGGGCAUCGUCAUUCGAUAUCAGAAGCGCAUCACGCCGAGCAGAGGAGGCAGAGUGGAUGCGAGCGCAUCCGAAAGGCCACAGUCGCAGUGGAUCGUCGAUGUGCUGCUCGACUGCGAAGCGGGAUCCACGGCGCCCACCAUCAAGGAUGUCGCGACGAGAGCUCAGAAGCAGGUCAAGGGUGCCGAUACCGCACCCUUGGGUCUACGGCCUUGUCCGAGCGGCAAAAGAGGCGAGAUGCUUGCCGUGCCGGUGCUCCUCUCCACCAUUUCCCGCAUUUCAGGAGUGCGCUUAAAGAUGUCGCCAGAUUUGCGUUCGCGAGAAGCUAGAGAUCAGGCUCGGACAAACUUGCUGGAAGUCAAGAGGCGCUUUGCUGGCUCCGACUCGAGAGGCAAAGGCGUCCCUGUCCUCGAUCCGGUCAAGGAUAUGAAGAUUGCAGAUCAGUCGUUUGCCACGCUGUUGAGCAAGAUUCAACUCGUAGAGUCUCGCCUGUCAGAGUCCAAAGUGGCAGCUUUGAGCAGAAAAGAAAGGGGGCAACUUCAAGAAGCGUACGAGCACAAGCAAGAGCUCGAGCGCGGGGUCAAGAGUUUGGAGCGCCAACUGAGCGAUGCCCACAGCGUGCUGCAGCUGGACGAGCUCAAGUGUCGCAAGCGGGUUCUGAGAAGGCUGGGCUUUACAACGGACGACGACGUCGUGCAGAAAAAGGGUCGAGUUGCGUGCGAGAUUUCCACCGGCGACGAGCUUCUCUUGACCGAGAUGAUUUUCAACAAUGUAUUCAACGACCUCGACCCGAAUCAGUGCGCAGCGUUGCUAUCUUGCUUUGUGUUCGACGAAAAGAGCGAGCAGCAAACUCGACUCAAGGAGGAUCUGGCUGGACCUCUGCGAGUCAUGCAAGAGACUGCGCGACGCAUAGCCAAAGUGUCGAUCGAGAGCAGACUGCAGGUCAAUGAAGACGAGUACGUGGCUAGCUUUAAAGUCGAGCUCAUGGAGGCUGUUCUACAGUGGUGCCGCGGAGCCAAAUUUUCGGAAAUCUGCAAGAUGACCGACGUCUUUGAGGGCAGCUUGAUUCGCGUCUUUAGACGACUGCAGGAGCUUUUGCGACAAGUUGUCCAAGCGAGCAAGGCUAUUGGGAACGUCGAGCUUCAGGAAAAGUUCGAGGCCAGCCAAAAAGCUCUGGAGCGCGAAAACUCGAUCAUUUUCAGCCCGUGAGUGUCG